GAUUGAUGUUGUUUCUGACUCUAAUCGGAAUAAUGUUAAUUAAACACUUCUGUCAUAAAAAAUAAUAAGUGGAAAUUAAAAGUCCAGAAGCAAUUUAAAAUAAUUUACAUAUUGAUUUAGGUGAUUAAGAAGUUAUACCAGAUUCUCAUUAAUCACAAUUACACAAGCAAUAAAAUUAAGUAAAAUCACAAAAAUAAUCUAAUACUCCAAGUAGAAAAAGCAAACAAAAAAAAGAAAAAUAACUAAUGGGUGAGAUUGCAUUUUAGUUUAAUGAUGAUAGUGAUAACGAGAAUGAAAAAAAUUCAUCAGGGACUGAUUAACAAUAGUCUAUAAAUAUGAGAGAAUAAGCAGGGUUUAAUUUUUAAUAAUCUGAACAUAAUUUAGAGGAGUUAGUAACGCCAACAUAAGUAAAUAGUUAAGAAAUUUGA
Messenger RNA from Paramecium primaurelia, 428 nucleotides. Lineage: Eukaryota; Ciliophora; Oligohymenophorea; Peniculida; Parameciidae. The record is from the annotation of a GenBank genome assembly.